GGUGGCGGCAGUGAGGCGGCGGCCGCCCCGGAGGACCGUAGAAGAAGAGGUCAGAGGUGAGAGCUGAACCGCAGCGCUCGACUUGCCGUUUGCCAACAAUGGCAAAGCAUCACCCAGAUCUGAUCUUUUGCAGAAAACAAGCCGGUGUUGCUAUCGGAAGACUCUGUGAAAAAUGUGAUGGAAAGUGUGUGAUCUGUGAUUCGUACGUGAGGCCCUGUACGCUGGUGCGGAUCUGCGACGAGUGCAACUAUGGCUCCUAUCAGGGCCGCUGCGUCAUCUGCGGUGGGCCCGGCGUGUCGGACGCCUACUACUGCAAAGAGUGCACCAUCCAGGAGAAAGACAGAGACGGCUGUCCUAAGAUCGUGAACCUGGGCAGCUCCAAAACAGAUCUGUUUUACGAACGGAAGAAGUACGGCUUCAAGAAGAGGUGAAGACGGGACGGCCCGAGCGGGGCUGCGACUUUUCUUUGCAAUUCUGUGUUUUUACGGAACAUUGUUUUGAUUUAUCAAUAAAGCUCUCUUUUAUAUUGGUU
Myripristis murdjan (pinecone soldierfish) is the source of this 532-nucleotide messenger RNA. RefSeq names its product PHD finger protein 5A (gene phf5a). The transcript has 4 exons. Lineage: Eukaryota; Metazoa; Chordata; Actinopteri; Holocentriformes; Holocentridae. Bases 99 to 431 code for a protein of 110 amino acids. The record is from RefSeq and is a predicted model, not a curated record. Gene Ontology annotation, biological process: mRNA splicing, via spliceosome.